AUGGAGAUUGCGUCACUGAAUGAAACUGCUGUGAACAGCACCAUGGACAGUGCCACUAUGAACAGAGCCAACCGCACCUACAUGCCUUACUACCUGCACUCCACCGCCAUGUCUGUCAUCUAUAUCCUGUGCUAUAUGGCGGUUCUCCUGCUCUGCGUCGGGGGAAACAUGCUGGUCUCCCUGGUGGUCCUCCGGAACCGCAACAUGCGCUCCGUCACCAACCUCUUCAUCCUCAACUUGGCCAUCAGUGACCUGCUCAUUGGAGUGUUCUGCGUUCCAACGACUUUGAUUGACAGCCUAAUAUCAGGAUGGCCGUUUGGCCAGAUUACAUGCACCAUGAGCAACUUGGUCCAGGGGAUGUCAGUGUCAGCAUCAGUCUUCACUCUGGUGGCCAUAGCUGUUGACAGGUUCACAGGUAUUGUGUACCCCUUUAGACACCGAAUGAGGCCUGUGACUGCUCUCGUCACCAUCCUCUUCAUCUGGGUGCUGGCGUUUGCUAUUAUCUGCCCCUCGGCUGCUACCCUGACCAUCAUUCACCUGGAAGACACCUACCUGGUCCAGGACAACCAUACAUACCCUGUCUUCGUCUGCUUUGAGAAAUGGCCCCAGCCUGAGAUGCGUCGUGUCUACACCAUGGUCAUCUUCGUGCACGUGUAUCUGGCCCCCCUGGGUGUUAUCAGCAUCAUGUAUGGCUGCAUCGUUGCCAAGCUCUCUGUCAACCUGAGGCAGUUGAGGCUGGCAGAGGUGCGGAGGGCCCAUUCCCAACGCAGGGUUAAAGUGAUCAACAUGCUGAUCAUGGUGGCAGUGCUCUUCAUGGUGUCAUGGCUGCCUCUGUGGACGCUGAUGCUGCUAACUGACUACAGGGAUCUGGACACGCAGCAGAUUGACUUCCUCAGCAGCUACCUGUUCCCUGUGGCCCACUGGCUGGCCUUCUUUAACAGCGGGAUUAACCCCAUCAUCUAUGGCUUCUUCAAUGAGAACUUCCGCAGGGGGUUCCAGGCUGCAGUGGCCUGCAGGGCCUGUUCACAAACAACAACAACAGGGGUGGUUAAUACACGCUUCAACUUCCCGCCCCCUAACAGAGUAUUUAACGAGAACCCAGAGUCCUCUGGUGGGAGGAAAGGCCACUGCUCUAAGGGCACUCCUAAGAUUAUCCCACAUGGAACCAAUGGAAUCCUCCUGGAUGAUAUUAACAGGAAUGUUGGACUCAACAGGGUGAUUGGAGCCUGGGUGGAGUGAUUCUAUUUAGGGCUGUGACGAUUAUAGAUUCAUUGUUGUGCAAAUGGCCAUGGUUAUUGCAAUAAUUGAGCUUGUAAUGCAUCUUUACAAAUGAGCUAUGAGAUACCUAAUGAAUACAACAUAGCUUUGUUGACACACCCCUGUCUCAAAAACGAAUCGUUUUGACUGCUGGGAAUUUUGGAAAUGAAGCUUCUAUUAACUAUUAACCAUGCUGUUCUGCUUGCAAAA
Molecule: messenger RNA, 1467 nt
Organism: Oncorhynchus nerka (sockeye salmon)
Lineage: Eukaryota; Metazoa; Chordata; Actinopteri; Salmoniformes; Salmonidae
Product: neuropeptide FF receptor 1-like
Exons: 3
Coding region: 1-1239 (412 amino acids)
Biological process (GO): G protein-coupled receptor signaling pathway; cellular response to hormone stimulus
Cellular component (GO): plasma membrane
Molecular function (GO): neuropeptide receptor activity; peptide binding
Source: RefSeq, a predicted model, not a curated record